Raphanus sativus (radish) is the source of this 1162-nucleotide messenger RNA. Its product is annotated as protein VACUOLELESS GAMETOPHYTES-like. The transcript has a single exon. The coding region runs from base 122 to 901 and encodes 259 amino acids. NCBI's taxonomy places the organism in Eukaryota, Viridiplantae, Streptophyta, Magnoliopsida, Brassicales, Brassicaceae. The record is from RefSeq and is a predicted model, not a curated record.
UACAUAUACACAUCAUCAUACCAUAUAAUGAAACAUUCUUAAAUUAGCGAAACCCGCAUGAUACAGCGACUUGGUUAAUUAAUAAUCCUCAAUUAAACCAACGCAUAAAAUUCAUCAGAUUAUGCCAUUUUGGUAUAUAUACCUCAACAUCCUUGUCCCACAAAACACUAAAACCAAACUCAUAAUCAAAAACAUUCUAUAUAUGGCUUCAAGAAAACCAAAGGCCAAACCUGUUACUCGCCAAUCUGUGAGGCACCAGAGUCACAACCAUCCAUUGCGUGUCUUUAAAGCCAAAGAAGACGAUGAGACCGUUUGCUCUGGAUGCGAGCUCGAUCUUAUCGGGCAAGCUUUCAAGUGUACGAAGUCGGAAUGCGAUUACUUAUUACACAAGUCAUGUUUCGACCUACCUGGUGAGACCAAUCACAAGUCUCACCAGGACCACCCUUUGACCUUGCUUUAUUCCCCACCAGAUGGCCAAUCCGCCUACACCUGCGACGCAUGUGACCAAUACGGAUCUGGAUUCACUUACCAUUGCUCCAACUGCAAGUACAAUCUUCAUGUGGGAUGUGCGUUUCUCCCUGAGGCCAUAGAGCGUGAAGAUCAUGAGCAUCCACUCACUCUUCUUUAUUGCACACCGUGUAAGGGUCGUGAAGACACGACCUUCGUUUGCAGCGCUUGCGAAGAGACUAUUUCUGAAGAUCUCUGGGGGUAUUACUGCAUAGGAUGUGACUAUGGAACACAUGUGCAUUCAUGUGCGGCAUACGAAGAUCAAGAAUCAAGUGAGGAGGAAGAAGCAGAGGAAGAAGGAGAAGCCAGUUCUCCAGCUUCUAGGAUAAAGUCUUUGAUGAAGGCUCACACUACAAGAAAACACGCAGAUACUGAGGGACUUUUUCCUCAGUAAGUCGUCGGAAUAACCGUAUUCCGACGACAUACCGAGAAAAAAGGUCCUCGGAAAAAACUCCUCGAAAUUUCAUUUUCCCUCGAAAUUUCCUCGAAAUUUUCUGACGGAAUUUCGAGGAACAGUAUUCCGAGGAAAUUGUGAGGACGAGGAUUCGUCACAAAAGUCCUCAAAAUUUUCCUACGGACGUGGUCGUCGAAAUAUUCUGAGGGAACCCUUUCCUCAGAAUUUUCAAAAAAAUAAAUAAAAAAAAAUAUUAAUUUU